UUCAGCGCCACCUGAUUCGAAAAACUGCGAAUUAGAGUCGUGUGUAGUGGGAAGUUAGAUUGGUAAAAAUACUCGCCAGUCGCUAGUUUACCGACUUGGAAUUUUAGCGACAUUCGUGACGCGACGUUGGCAUCACUGCUAUUCAAAAUAUUUUGAACGCGUCCCAACGCAACAGUCAUAUGGUUAUGGCUAGUGUAAAUCAUACAACUGAUCCGGAAAACAGUUAUUAUUUACUCGAACUUAUUUGCGAGUGCAAUGGCUAUUGAGGGGCUUAAGUGCAAUGUACUUGACAUCUUCCAAAAUGACAUCUUCCAAAACAACAUUAAGGAUGAAUGGAUAUCGUCGUGUCGAGAGUUUCGGCUACGUGUUGACUCCAGAAUCGAACAGAAACGCCUCUAUGAAAAGGAUUGUAGUAAAAAGAAAUCUGUUUACAUGGAUAAGAUGUCAGAGCUGCAACAGGAAAUUACCACAGCAAAAUCUGACAUAGAUUCUGUCAUAUUGCAACAAAAAAUAACAGAUAAGAAGAUAUCAAAUAUGAUAAAGUCACAGGAGGAUGUAAAGGAUGAGCUGGAAAAGGUAAAGGCACGAAGAGAAGCCUUGCUGCUGGAAAUGGUAGAUAUACAGCAGGAAAUAGAAGAAAGGAAGAAAAAGAAAAUCUCACAAUGGGAUGCCAUUAAACGUGCAUGUCUCAAAUACAAAGUACAUUUGGAUAUACAUAUAAGUCUUCAAGAGGAUAAGAAUUGUCAGUUCAUAACAAUGUCCUUUUUCACAAACAAUGAAGAGGCAAAGAAUAAAUACUUCGUUCAAUUAUCAUACAGUGAUAACCACUGGACAGUCGAACAAAUUGAACCGAGAAUAAGGAAAGAGCAUUUUAACAAACUAAGCAUUACAAAGGAUUCUUCUGAACGUUCCAGAGUCUCGGAUAUCUCUUUGUUUCUUUAUCAAGUACGAAGUAUAUUUUUAAAGCAUUACAUGAAAACGUAG
Trachymyrmex septentrionalis is the source of this 984-nucleotide messenger RNA. RefSeq lists its product as uncharacterized. Bases 256 to 984 code for a protein of 242 amino acids. NCBI's taxonomy places the organism in Eukaryota, Metazoa, Arthropoda, Insecta, Hymenoptera, Formicidae. The record is from RefSeq and is a predicted model, not a curated record. The transcript has 4 exons.